AUGCCUCGUGUUGUUUCUGUUGCGACAGUGGCAGCAAGAUGUUCGGAACGAAUAACGCUACGUGGAGACGUAUCCCGACUAAACUCUUCAUGCGCAGGUGCAUGGCCGCAUGUGCACUCCAGGUAUGACGCGUUGAGGAAGUUCUUGGUGAAUCAGCAGAUCGGCUCACCAGGUUCCGUGGCUGUUCGCAAAGAGCGUGCUUGCAUUGCGAUCUUGGAGUCCUCUCCUCUCCACGCCAGCAAGGACCCAACUCGUCCUCCAGGGACUCACAGCAUCAUAGCGCAACUCUACAACCUUCAUUCCUCAAUCCCAGGCUCCAUGAAGCCUCAGUUCACAAGCAGCCCUUAG
Messenger RNA from Symbiodinium natans, 348 nucleotides. The record is from the annotation of a GenBank genome assembly. Lineage: Eukaryota; Dinophyceae; Suessiales; Symbiodiniaceae.